Messenger RNA from Naegleria lovaniensis, 1104 nucleotides. RefSeq lists its product as uncharacterized. The coding region runs from base 1 to 1104 and encodes 367 amino acids. Lineage: Eukaryota; Heterolobosea; Eutetramitea; Acrasida; Naegleriidae. The transcript is spliced from 2 exons. The record is from RefSeq and is a predicted model, not a curated record.
AUGUCUAUUGGGUCAUCGUUCGUACUAAUUGUUGUCACGAGUCUUGUCAUUUCAACUCUUGUUCUCAUCAUUUCACAACCCUCCGAUGACUCUAUCUUUCAAAUUUAUCCACUCAUUGGCAAUGUGACACCUUUUCAUACCCAUCGUGUACACAUGCUCUACGUUUCAGGAUUAGCCGAUUAUGACCAUGUUCGAAAAUUAUUGAUCGAUGAAGGAUGUAGCAAAGCACAAGAUAUUUCUAAAUGUGAAUCCGAGUUAGAAUUUGAACCUGUGAAAAUGAAUUCUCCAUUAUUGAGAAGUCCUUCUGAUCAUCAUGAUGGAAAAGUUUAUACUCCUCUCGUGAUUGGAAAUGUAUUUUAUGAGGAAUCAUCAGCCGACUCGUAUGCAGAGCUAAUUCCUGGUGUUAUUUUACAAAAAAGAGGAAGUAAUGAAAGUGUACAUUGCACAGAUGAAUUAUGUGUGUUUAAAGAAAUGUUUUUCAAUAGAAAUUUAAUUGCCAAAGUGUUAAAAACCUAUGUCACUGGUGCUAAAACUCAUCACAUUGGAAGAAAAUAUUUAUGUGUCGAUAAAUAUUUGAGAAAAAUGUUUUACAAGAGAGAAAACAUCAAUUCUGUAGAGCAUGUAGAGUUGAGUAUUCCAAUUUCAAACUCUGCUUCACAACUUGAUUAUCAAUUGAAUUUGAAUUUAAAAUAUGAUAUUUUAAGUUUAUUAACAAGCGCUACUCAUAUGGUUCAAUCAUUUGGAAUCAAAAACGUUCUAAAGCUUGGAAUUCAAACAGCAUUAUUAGGUCUUCCAGUUCAAUUACCAAUUAUGGGUGUGAAAGGAAUUUCUGAAUGGAGAGAAUUCGAUACUCGAGAUCCAAUUCUUAUUCAGAAUCUUGUGCUCACCUCUCCCUUAUUCCCAAUUGUGAAAUGGAAAGAGUUACAAGCGAACUCUGAUAAUCGUUUGGUCUUUUUAGAAAAGGGUGGCGAUGUUUCAAAUUAUUAUUUACCUUUCAAAUUUCAACCUCUUGCAGCUUUGGAUUUGAAGAAUGCCAAAUUCGUCAUGACACCACCAUUCAAUGUUGGAACAGGCAAUGAUAAGGUUGAAACUACAGAGAACUGA